Messenger RNA from Amborella trichopoda, 1703 nucleotides. RefSeq names its product GTPase Der (DUF707). NCBI's taxonomy places the organism in Eukaryota, Viridiplantae, Streptophyta, Magnoliopsida, Amborellales, Amborellaceae. The record is from RefSeq and is a predicted model, not a curated record.
CAUGUGCGAAGUCCUCUCUUUCUAUCUCUAAAUGACUAAAUGCAUGUAAACAGCUGUAUUGAAAAGUGGAAACAAAAGUCCAAUACUAAAUGCACGCUUAUCUCCUUUUUCUUAGCGAAAAAGAACGGAAAACGAGUUUGAAGCUCCCUUCUUCUCUAACUAGCAGUGGAAACUCGGACGGUUUCUCUCUCUGGGAAUAACAUAUGAUUCUUUUCUUUGACUCAAAACCCAACUCUCACGCACUCAAGAAUCCGUCACCAAAUAUACCUGUUCCCUCUCCAGGGUGGAUUGGUACCUGGUGAAUAUUUACUCUGAGAGAGAGGAAUCUUUUUGAAGUUUCAGAGUUUGAUAGAAUAGACGUCUUUUUGAAGUUUCAGAGUUUGAUAGAAGAUUAUCAUGAGCAGUUCCUGUCGUUUAGCAGUGGUUCCUCUUUUUGGAGAUCUGAAAAACAAGAAAUCAUGGAUGUGGAUACUUGUCCCUUCAGCCUUGUUACUUAUUCUAGUUUAUUUCUUUGGAAGUGCUUUAAUUACCUCUGACUAUACUAAAACAACAUUGCAAUGGGAGGUUGUUAGUUCUUCACCGACCUCACAAUCUGAUCGAUGCAAGGGCCGCUGUAUACCUCAUGGAACGGAACCAUUACCUAGAAGUAUUGUUAAGGAAACUUCAGACUUGGAAAUGCGGCCAUUGUGGGGUCAUCCAAAACAAAAGGUAAAGAGGAAUGCUAUGAAGAAUUUGCUGGCCAUCGCUGUUGGAAUAAAGCAGAUGGAACUCGUAAAUAAACUUGUUAAAAAGUUCCUUCCUUACAAUUUCACUGUGAUGCUCUUUCACUAUGAUGCUAAUGUGGAUCAGUGGAGAGAUUUGGAGUGGUGCAAUAGUGCCAUACAUGUUUCUGCAGUCAAUCAAACUAAGUGGUGGUUUGCAAAACGGUUCUUACAUCCAGACAUAGUUGCUGAAUAUAAAUAUAUAUUCCUUUGGGAUGAGGACCUCGGAGUUGAAAAUUUCAAUCCGGGACGUUAUUUGUCUAUCAUACAGAAGGAAGGGCUUGAGAUUUCACAGCCUGCACUGGAUCCCAUCAAGUCCGAGGUCCAUCAUCGAAUUACUUCCCGUAUAAGAAAUUCUAUAGUUCACAGAAGAACAUACAAACCCCAGGGUGGCGGGAGGUGCUUCGAGAAUAGCACCGCACCACCAUGUACAGGAUGGGUGGAAAUGAUGGCCCCUGUGUUUUCGAGAGCAGCUUGGCGUUGUUCAUGGUAUAUGGUCCAGAAUGACUUGAUUCAUGCAUGGGGACUGGACAAGAAGCUUGGGUAUUGUGCACAGGGUGAUAGAAGCAAAAAUGUUGGAGUUGUUGAUAUAGAGUACAUUGUCCAUAAAGGACUUCCCACGCUCGGUGGGUCUGGUGAGAAUAAGACAGAAGUUCAUAAUCGGGCUCCGUCGCGUUCAAGAGGCCGAGUGAAGUCUAAAUCUUCGGCUUCCCCAUCUUCUAUGUUCAGCGAUAGAUCUCAGGUUCGAUGGCAAUCAUACACUGAGCAAUUUGAGUUUUUACGGAGAUGGAAAGAGGCAGUGAGUGGGGAUAAAUGUUGGAUAGACCCAUAUCCACAAGAACAGAAAAAUAAGAGACUGUAGCGAUGUAGAAUGCCUGUAAAUUGAUUUCCCAUUCUUUUGUGUAAUAGUCAGUUAUUAUAUAUAUAAUAAUUUUUGGUCUU